Messenger RNA from Menidia menidia (Atlantic silverside), 1083 nucleotides. Lineage: Eukaryota; Metazoa; Chordata; Actinopteri; Atheriniformes; Atherinopsidae. The record is from the annotation of a GenBank genome assembly.
AUGUUCAGGUUGUUGUCUGACGUCACCCGGAAGCGGUGGAUUGGGGGCGGAGCCCAGCAGAAGAUGGCUUCCCUACGCUGUAGGCGAGAUCCCUGCGGGGUUAUCUGCCUGAUUUUAACUUAUUUCAGCGUCUUUUACGCGGACUAUGUGGUCAUACAGUAUGUCCUUAUCCCGGCCUACUCUGACAGUGUGUGGUGCACGCUCCAUGGGUCCGUGUUCAACCUGAUUCUGCUGCUGCUGCUGGCCUGCCACUCCAAAGCUGUCUUCUCCGAUCCUGGUAUGGUGCCUCUGCCCGACACAGCCAUAGACUUCUCAGAUCUGCGCUCCCAGUCAUCUCGAAUGAGCGAGCGGGGUUGCGAGGGCUGGACGGUCUGCAGUCGCUGUGAGACCUACAGGCCCCCCCGAGCGCACCACUGCCGCGUCUGCCAGCGGUGCAUCCGCCGCAUGGACCACCACUGCCCCUGGAUCAACAACUGCGUCGGGGAGCUAAACCAAAAGUACUUCAUCCAGUUCCUCUUCUACACGGGCGUGGCCAGCCUGUACUCCCUGGUGCUGGUGGUGUGGGCCUGGGUGUGGCGGAUACGCAGCGAAAAGGAAGGCGAGGCGGAGAAAGAGGGCGAGGAGUCUGCCGGCAAACGCCUGAUAGUAGCUCAUUACAUCAUCCUCCUGGUGGAGUCGGUCUUGUUCGGGGUCUUUGUCAUGGUCAUCUUUUACGAUCAGCUGGUCUCCAUCAUCACCGACGAGACGCCCAUCGAGCAGAUGAGAAACAGGCUGAUGAUCAAGGACAGGUCUUCCUCCCCCACAUCCAGCUCGCCCUCCUCCGCCUCCCCCCAGCCGCCGCCCCACCUCCCGCACACCCGCAAGCCCAAGCUGGCCCUGCUGCGGGAGGUCUUCGGAAGAGGUGGGCGGCUCUGCCGGCCGUCGCUCAAAUUCCCCGCUCCCCGGAGCCCCAAACCCGCCUCAUCCCUCUCCCGCCUCUCUGUCCACUCAGGUUCGGUGUUUAGCUGGCUGCUUCCCCUCCACUCCAGCCCCCCGUCGGUAGGUGGCAUCAUCUACUCCGCCCUGCCGGACUACGACGUCUGA